AGUUUAGAAGAGAAGAGAGGAUGUUAGUUUGUUAAUUUUGUGACAUAUGAUACUAUUCUAAUCCAGGUUAGUUGAUAUAGCUUUUAGCAUGUCCCAAACCAAGAAUUUGACUGAAUCCCACAACGGUCUAGGUCCACCAAGACGACGCCUUGCUCGGAUCCGAUGUCUCCUGGAAUGUGUUAAGUGUCUCCACGAGAAGAAGUCGUUGCCAGAAUCUUUCUGUUAUGUGGCAUCAGAAGUUGAAUAUCGGAGUCAAUGCAAAACGACUAUCAAACUGUACCCCGAACCCAGGAAAACCAAGAAACUGACAGGGUUCCAGCCCAAGGAGCUGCAGCUGAUCACAGAGUCCCGCCUCGUGGCCACUGGAGAGGAGUUCUGUGACAAUCAGGGCAAGUGGCUUAAACUGAGAAAGUAUAAAAUAAAUGCCUCAGAUGAAUAUCAAGUAUUUGAUAAAGAUGUCUGGACCAUGCAAUACAGCAACAAAUCGGUAUCAGAUGACUCGCCAGCAAUUGUACCUGUAGAGAAAGAUCCUAAAAAGAUUGUCAUCAACAGUUGGGAAGAUGUUAUAGAGCAGCGAUUCUCUGUUCAACUUGUACCAGGUAAACACAAAAUUACCUCCCCUGAGGAGGAAUGUGUGGCUCUGUUAAGAGAGAUUCCCCCUAACUGGACCCUGGAUCAUGACGAAUCUCUCGUACAUCUCAUGUCCCAACACAUACCCCCUGAAAAUGACCAUCUGGGCAGCAUCAAAAACUUUGUGGAAUCAGUUCAUGUGUCUACUUUUGGAGAUGAUGAUACAGGACCAUCUUGUCUGACUGAUGGACUACUAGACACAUACUGGGAAAGUGACGGAAGUCAAGGCAACCACUGGAUUCGACUUAAAAUGAAGAAAGGAACUGUCAUACUGAAGUUGCAGUUGACUAUAGAUGGAAGUGAUGAUAACUAUGUGCCAUCUAAAAUUGUUGUUCAAGGUGGAGAGCAGGACAAUCAAAAGACAUUAAACACAGUGGAGGUAGACAGGGAAUAUUCAGAUGUUGAGGACAUCACAUUACUAGAGAAUAUGACAGAACAUUUUCCAUUCAUUACCAUAAAUAUUAAGGAAUGUAAAGGUGGAGGAAUAGACACUCGAGUGAGGGGGCUUAAGAUCCAGUCAUCUGAGGGACGGUAUCUGGGAUUCGAUAGAGACUUCUUCAAGGGAGAGAACUUGUCUAGAUUUCCCAAACUUGAGUCUUAUUCUCCAGACCAGCUAUAUAGAAGAUCCCAACUCCUCCAAAGGUUCGUAGUAAUUUUAGACAGCGUUCUACAGUUCAUUGUACCAGCUUGGGAGUACACCGUGGGGUCAUACAGUUCCAUGGAGCAUGUCAGGCAACUGCUUCCUUUGUCCAAAAAAAGACUGACCUUGAUUGAAAUGUUUCUGAAGGAUUCAUGUCUGGAAAGACCUAUUGAAAUGCCGAAGUUAUUUAUAAAUCGUCGAGCAGCAAUGGAACAUCGAUGUGACCCUAGUCUAGAUCCUGAGUACAAACACAGUAUAUUUAAUCAGAUUUAUGAAGGACUAAAACCAAAGGAUAGAAGUUCGAAGCUCUUAAACUACAGGUGGUCGUCGAGGUAUGACCAGUGGUGGGAGUGUAAGUUUAUGUCAGAGGGGGUGAUAGAUCAGGGUGGGGGAUUCCGGGACAGUCUGUCUGACAUUGCUGAGGAGCUCUGCCCCACAAGUAGUGAUACCCCUGUCCCUCUUCCAUUCUUCAUCAGGUCACCAAACCAGUUUUGUGAAGAUAUAAAUGUAAACAGAGACACUUACAUUCCAAAUCCAUCCUGUAAAGAAUUUCUAAAGUAUGAGUGGAUUGGUCAGCUGAUGGGGGCGUGUCUGAGAGGAAAAGAAAACCUGAUUUUAUCAUUGCCAUCAUUUGUGUGGAAGAAGUUAUCAGGGGAGAAGACUAACUGGGCCAGAGACUAUGUGUCUGUAGAUGCUGCAGAGGUUCACCUCAUUGACAGUCUCCUGCAGAUGAAGGAGGAGGACUUCUGUGCUCUCGGUAGAACGUGGAGCAUGACCCGUGCUGAUGGUACACCAGUCACCAUUAAGAUGGACACAGAUGGGAAUCCCGCAGAGCUGAAGUUUGAAGACCGUGAGGAUUAUUGUGUAGCAGUGAAGGAAAUCAGAAUGAAUGAGUUCAAUUCACAGAUUGAGGCCCUCAGGAGGGGAUUACUAAAGGUGGUGCCACAGGCGGUGCUUGAUCUUUUGACCUGGCAGGAGGUUGAGCACCGUGUGAGUGGUGACCCAGAUAUUACAAUAGAGGCACUCCGGCGGUCUAUUCAUUAUGAUGAUCUAGAUGAGAAAGAUACUAGAGUAAAAUACAUGUGGUCUGCUCUCACCAAUUUCACCAAUGAGGAUCGCAGUCGAUUCUUACGCUUUAUCACUGGCCGGCGACGAUUACCGGCUCCUGUAUAUAUAGCCUCCGGCAAAAGUGAUGCUAUUGAUUGUCUCCCUGAAUCUUCUACCUGUGCCAACAUGUUGUACCUGCCAAAUUACACCAGUGCCCAGGUCUGUGAGGAGAAGCUCCAUUAUGCUGCCUAUAAUUGUGUCGACAUGGACACAGAUGUUAACUACAUGGAUGAAUAAUACCACUUUACUAGCUGCAAUAUAAACUUGAUAUGUGGAUAUUUGUGAAAACAAUGUGAUAUUUAUGUUGUUUGUAGAAUCAGUCAGGAAUAUUUGAUAUUACUGUUUUUAACUAUCUGACUUGCAAAUGUACAAUUGUAUACAUGUAUACUUGUAUGUUGUAAUAAAAUAAGUCUGAAAAUAA
Molecule: messenger RNA, 2798 nt
Organism: Saccostrea echinata
Lineage: Eukaryota; Metazoa; Mollusca; Bivalvia; Ostreida; Ostreidae
Product: E3 ubiquitin-protein ligase HECTD3-like
Exons: 18
Coding region: 89-2614 (841 amino acids)
Molecular function (GO): ubiquitin-protein transferase activity
Source: RefSeq, a predicted model, not a curated record